AUGAGGGUGAAACUUAGACCGGAAAAUUAUAACAUCGCAUUCAUUGCUCCACUGGAGGUUGAGGCAAACGCACUACAUCACAUGCUCGACAAAAAGCAUAUUGGCGACUUCCCUCUUGACAAAGGGGAUGACUACGUAUUUAUGGCAGGCAGCAUGGCUGAGCACAAUGUCGUCAUCGCCACUUUUGCAAUCGGUGACAAAUACGGAAAUUCGUCCUCUUCUGCCAUCUCUGCGCAACUUAAAAAGGUCUUCCCACAUCUUUGGCUCUGCCUGCUUGUCGGAGUUGCUGCGGGUCUACCCAGACUCAUCGGCGAGAAGAAGCGUGACAUUCGACUCGGUGAUGUUCUCGUGGCCAUACCAGAGGGAGAACGACCAGGUCUGAUUGACUUAGACGUGGGAAAGGAGACCUUGAAUGGGUUUGAGCUUCUACAUGGAGGCUGGACGACUCCGACACUUAGAAUUGUGAGAUCGGCAAUUACUAAAAUCAAAGCGGGGGAUCGAACAAGCAAGAGGCCAUUGUUUCUAGCGCACUACGACGCAAUGAAGAACGAUGAAAAGUUCGCACGAGAAUUCGCUGAUCCAGGACAAGAAGAAGAUCGUCUGUACAACAGCGACGGGUCGGGAGUUUUGCGGGCUUCUCGACCAGAAGAUAACCGUACCUGUGUUUGGUAUGGGCCUAUUGGCUCGGGUAACAGAGUUAUCAAGAAUGGAUUGAAGCGCGACGAACUAUAUGACAAGUAUGGUCUUAUUGGAAUCGAGAUGGAAGCAGCUGGGGUGCUACACAAUAUCCCGGCUGGUAUCAUCCGUGGCGUCUGUGACUAUGGGGAUGAGAAGAAAAACAAAGUAUGGCAACCGUAUGCAGCUGCAAUGGCGGCUGCCUAUGCCAAGGAGAUUAUAUCAUGCCUUGGACUACCGAAAUCAGCUAAACGAGUGUGCAGCUUGCCGUAUCCGAGAAACCCGUGCUACACAGGACGAGAGAAGACCAUCCAAGACAUUGAGCAAAAGCUAUUCUCCGCGGGUGUAGAACGAGUAGCAUUAUGUGGACUUGGCGGCAUGGGUAAAACGCAAGUAUCUCUGGAAAUAGCUCAUCGAGUCAAAGACGAAAGAGAAGAGUACUCCGUCUUCUGGAUGCCGGCUCAAUCCAGGGAUGCCUUUGAUAAGGCGGCCAGGGAUCUCGUCGAGACCCUGAGUAUCAGUUCGAAUCGCGAAUGCAAUGAGGCACCAACAGGAGCCCUAAAAGCGUAUCUUUCGUCUCCCUCCGCAGGGCCAUGGUUCCUCGUUGUGGACAACGCAGAUGAUCCGUCUCUGGUCGGUACGGAGAACGACCCUAGCGGUUUGCUCAGCGAUCUCCCCAAGAGUCCAAUGGGCCGAAUUUUGUUGACAACCCGUACAGCAGUCGUUGCAGAAAGUAUUACACAGUUUCACAAGGUAGAGCUAAAGGAAAUGACAAACGAUGAAGGCUGGAGCUAUUUGCAGAAUGCACUCAGUGAAAAACCCAAUGCUGACACACCUGGUGCCUAUGAGGCCGCCUCUUUGCUCUUGAAACAGCUUUCGCAUCUACCUCUCGCGAUUGGACAGGCCAUUACGUAUAUGAAUGUGAACAACAUGUCUGUUGCCGCAUAUCUACGUCUAUUGAACGACACGAAGCAGCGUGACGAAUAUACCCUCGGUCUACUUGGUAAAAACUUGCGGGUGCGAGAUCAGACCUUUCAUGACGAGAACCAAGGGGCUAUGACAACAACUUGGAUCAUUUCGUUCAAAACAAUCUGCCAAACCCAUCCUGGCGCAGCUCAGUUGCUGUCAUUCAUUCGAUACAUAGACCCUAAAGCUAUACCUCUGUCAAUACUGCCCAGCCUGAAGAAAACGGGAAAAGACCGUAUACCAAAGGACGAUACUCCGGAGUCACAACCCGCUGAAGAGGAAGAUGAAAUACUUGCAAAGACAGAAGCAGUCUCGAAACUCUGCUCCUACAGUUUUCUCAGCUGGCAAGGGAACGGGGAAAUAGUGGACAUGCAUCGUCUGGUUCAUCUUGCCUUACAAGUCUGUCCAGAAGACCUGUUCGAGGGUCUCAUGACGCAAAGUGAUUCAGUCCAUCAUAUCAGCAUGGUUUUUCCUAAGCUCCCCUCGAAACAACUGACAACAAAGCGGCAAUACCUUCCACAUGCCCUUACAAUCCUUAGACCCCAGCUGGUGCUGCACGAUAUGAGUGCCGCAUGGCUAGGAGUGGUUGUUGGGCAGUGCCUGCGAGAGCAAUUGCGCUUUAAGGAGGCCGUGAACAUGGCCGAAACAGUAGCAGAGUUCUGUAAGAAGAACUCCUCCAACAGGGAAAUACCCGAUCUGUUCACAAUGGCAGAAAUGGAGCUGGGAUCGUCAUACCAUGAGAGCGGCCAACACAACAAGGCAAUUAAAAUAUUUGAGAAGCUACAGCAAGAGGACGACCCUUUAAUUAAGGAAAAUGCGCAAUACGCAUUAGCAAUUAUAUACGGCAGCAUUGGGGACAAUAAUCGAGCGAAAGCAGCGUGGCUUGCCCUGGACGAAAAAGCAGAACGACAGGGACUGGCUCCCCACGAUCCAAGACGACUGCCAUAUCGAACGAGUCUCGCAGGCUGCUACCUGAAAAUGGAACAGUACAACGAAGCAAUUAGGAUGCUCCGGUAUGCAGCGGAUCUUGAAGCCAGGACAACAAAAGAAACGCCGGCCGUUUAUAGUGCAAAAUGCCUGCUUGCGGAUGCGUACACAGCGGCUGGUCAACCGGAUAAGGCCAUAGAUCUUCUAAAACCCUACACAGUGCCUCGGACAACUGAGCUGCCACGCAGUCAUCCAUCGUGGUUGACCUUGGUGCAUUCCCUCUCCUUCGCAUAUAUUGCUGAUGAUACGCCGGACCUAGCAAUUGAAUUAUGCGAACCUAUUGUGGAAUUUCCGCUGCAGCCGGUGCAAAUCUACGAUCUGGAAUUCUUUAAGGUUAAGCAGGACCUUGCGGAAGCCUACUUUGCAGCUGGGCGAGGGCAUGAAGGGACCAAACUGACCAAGGAGAUAGUAGAGCAGCAAAAAGAAAUAAAUAGACGGACAGGUGUUGAACACAGGCAGCCUAGUACGAGAGCCCGGGGCCGGCGUGGUGGCGGGUGCAAACUGCAGUAA
Pochonia chlamydosporia 170 is the source of this 3138-nucleotide messenger RNA. RefSeq names its product kinesin light chain. The transcript is spliced from 2 exons. NCBI's taxonomy places the organism in Eukaryota, Fungi, Ascomycota, Sordariomycetes, Hypocreales, Clavicipitaceae. The record is from RefSeq and is a predicted model, not a curated record. Gene Ontology annotation, molecular function: ADP binding; protein binding; catalytic activity. The coding region runs from base 1 to 3138 and encodes 1045 amino acids. Gene Ontology annotation, biological process: nucleoside metabolic process.